CCAAAACAAUAUGGAAGCCAGAGGCCGACAGAGGUCAAAAUAUCCUGAACAGUUUUCAGUCCUAUCGAGUUAAUUUUUUACAUUCUGCGUGUUAAGACUGCUAUCCACAUGGGGAUCCGACCGUUCAGAAAAACCAAAGUGCUGAAAACCGCGCUCUGGACAGGGGCAGCAUUGGCACUGCUGUUUAUAGUGUACGAAGAAGUGACGACGGCUGUCAGAGUACAGGAAAGAAAUUCGUUGUACUUCAACCUCCAACUUGUACACAGAGUCACCCCUCUCAUUAAACAAACUGUCUUCGAAAAUCUGCACCACCUGAUCAAACUGAUUGAUCAAGACGACUUCGCUGUGAACAACCCUUCCGCCGAGCUUCUUGAAAAUAUCAUCCAACACAUAAUCAUCAGGAGGGGGGACACAGAGACAGCUAUCCUACAGGGGAUCACGCAGAUGUUGAAUGUGACGAUAGAUUCCCAGUUUCUGAUUGGUGGACAGUUGGAAGACGUCAUUAGCAUCAUCCACGAGGGGGUUGAAGUUGGAGAAAACUAUGACGUCACCCUGGCCCGGGUGGAGAGGGUGCUGAGGGAGGGGACCGAGUACGACGAAGACAUAGGUGACGUCAUUUCCGAUCGCGCUUUAGGUAACAUUUUGCCACGGAUUGACAGAACAUGGCGGUUUCACGAUUUGCCGUUCGCCAGAGACAUCAUGUACAAGUCGUCGGAAUGCCCCUCAAGCCUCAGGAACCUAGUCAUGACGUCAUCUUGGUUAAACGGCCGUUUUAAAGAGGACGUGAAGUUGUUUAUGGACAGGACUGACCUGGAAACAGAGAAAUACAGUCACCUGGCUGCAAAAUUCUCCCUGCCAUUCGGGUACCGCAGGGAAAACAAAACAUGGGUAGAACAAAUCCUGACUACUAUAAGAAACCAGGACGUGUUCGGCGGACGUCGGAAGGAUUGUGUUCGGUGUGCAGUGGUGGGGUCCGGAGGGCAGAUGAAAGGGUCGGGAAAGGGAAAGGAGAUAGACGCACAUGACUACGUCUUCAGAGUGAAUAACGCCCAUACGGAGGACAAGUAUUUGGCGGACGUGGGCAACAGGACGUCCUUCUACGUCUUCUACCCGGAAUCACAGAAAAUCAGACACGUUACAAAAGCGAAUCCCUUGCGGCUGUACGUCCCGUUCAAGGGUUGGGACCUGAUGUACCUGGCCGGCUGGCUCACGACAGGCUCUGUUCCAGGCGGGAUGGGGUGUAAAGUCAAGAACCUUAACACAUGCGAAUGGCACACACGGGGGCCCGACCUAAACUCUACCAACGUGAAGAUCGUCCAUCCGGAUUUCCUGCGCUACAUCUACGCCAAUUUCUUGAACGCCACCGGGCUGAGACCGACCACGGGCGCCAUGACCGCCUUCCUGGCCAUACAACUGUGUGACUAUGUAGGCUUGUACGGGUAUGGGUACGAUCCACGGUUUACCCUGCACUAUUAUGACAAGACGAAGUUCAACGCCAGUCGGCCGUGGAGAGGCGCUUGUCACAAUUUCGACAACGAGAGAGAGCUGUGGAAACGGCUACACGAAGAAAAGGUCAUUUACUGGUACAAAAGAGAUUGAACCAAUAAACCUUUAUUGAACGGCUGUCCGCUGAAGAACUUUAAGAAAUAAAAAUACUAAAAUUCAC
Messenger RNA from Branchiostoma belcheri (Belcher's lancelet), 1666 nucleotides. RefSeq names its product CMP-N-acetylneuraminate-beta-galactosamide-alpha-2,3-sialyltransferase 2-like. Lineage: Eukaryota; Metazoa; Chordata; Leptocardii; Amphioxiformes; Branchiostomatidae. Gene Ontology annotation, molecular function: sialyltransferase activity. The record is from RefSeq and is a predicted model, not a curated record. The coding region runs from base 109 to 1599 and encodes 496 amino acids. The transcript has 8 exons.